Acanthochromis polyacanthus (spiny chromis) is the source of this 6693-nucleotide messenger RNA. It is a transcript of the gene hmgxb3, whose product is annotated as HMG box domain containing 3. The transcript is spliced from 21 exons. The coding region runs from base 222 to 4073 and encodes 1283 amino acids. The record is from RefSeq and is a predicted model, not a curated record. Lineage: Eukaryota; Metazoa; Chordata; Actinopteri; Pomacentridae.
CGACGACCAUGGCAACAAACCGCCAUGUUUUUUUAUACGAGACGAAAAGAAAUGGAGCUACUUUACGCCUUUUAAACAUCGUCACUUCUCGAUUCAAUAUGAAAAAGAGGCGAAUUUCAGCCCUACUCACCAUCGGCGCCGUGACUGACUUUUCCUGCGACUUCUAAAGGCUGUUCAAAGCAAUCUGUAGAGACUCGGGCCGUCGUAGAUCUUUUGAGAACAUGGAGAAAGUUGAGAUGUUUGAUGUUGUAAAAGUGACUGAAGAGGUGGAGAACACCUACAACCAAAUGGAGGGGACAACUCCAAAAAAGAGGAAGGGCAAAACCCAAGAAGACAAUGUUGAGAAAUCUAAGAAGCCCAGGUCUGCCUACCUACUUUACUACUUUGAUGUUCACCAGAUUAUGCAACUUGGAAUCCCUAAUAUGCCACAGUCAGAGAUCAACAAGCGUAUCAGUGAGAGCUGGAAAAGGUUGAGCGUAGCUGAGAAAAGCUACUAUCUUGAGAAAGCCAAGUUGGAGAAGGAGGGCAUAGAUACAUCUUCUCUCAGCCCCUCAAAAGACCUCCCAGGCUUCCGCAGAAUCCUGCCCAGAGCCAGCUACUUUCUCUUGUCCAAAGGCUGCUCCUUAAAUCACCAGCCAGGAGGCUCUCAGUCAGAAAUGAGCUCUGAGUCUCUGGACAGUCCAGUUGAAGGAGACUCAAUCUCUCUGAACCAGGAGCCCCAGUUCGCCCCUCUUGGGCUGGCUGGUGAGGUGGACCUCUCUGAACACCCCAUUUCUGUUGAAGACAUUACAGAUGAACCAGCAGUAGUGUCUCAUUCCAUGGCUCUUCAGGGAAUCCCACCCUCCUCUGUUUCAUCCAGAGCUACAACCUCCACAGACACCUAUGCUUCACAGGGCUCUGCUGACUUCACAUCAAAUGGAGUCCCACUGAAAGGAAAGACAAGAGUUGCUGGUAGCGGUUGUGGUGGAGCGAUGGUUCAGCAGACACAGGGGGAAGCUACUCAGGUGGUUGCCAUCAUACCCACUCAGAACUUGCUUGAGCCCAAGUCUUUGGCAGGUGUCAGUUCUGUGGGCCCAGUGAUGAUGGUCUCUGUGGGAGCCAGCUUAGAGCAAAGUGCCAAACCUUCUUACAAAAUGUCUGUAAAAACGUACACCAGGAGAGGUCGAGGGAGGUGCCAGAAUCCCGGCUGUUCAUUUAUUUAUGUCACCCGCCACAAGCCGCCAACCUGCCCUGAGUGUGGCAGCCACUUGGGCGGAAAAUGGAUACCUGCUGCAAAAAGGACACAGGAGAAAGAAGCUGCAUCAAAGCAGCUGCAAAGAACUGCUGAAACCAAGACGAAUGAAAGCUGUCAGGCCACAGCACCUCCUGCUCAGGAAGAGAGGCUUGAUGUUGCUAAAACAAAAACUACGGGGAGCAACAAAGAAUGGCGAGUUCAGCGGGGCACCAGAAAGCAGUGUGCAGCUUCAGCUGAAACACCACCAGAGGGCAGCAGCACCAAGCAAAUGGUUCCAACAAGCAGACAAGUGAAAGACAAUCCUAAAUAUGCCAUAAUCCAAAGUCAGGACAGGAGCACUGCUGCUGUACAGAAGAGGCCUGUGAGACCCAUCCUCCCUGCUUGCUAUAACACAGGCCGGGCUCUGUUUCAGAUCAUAACUGUCCCACCUGACAGUGGAAAAUUUCAAGGUGCAAACAACAAUAAAUCACCCAUAGUGCCUCGAGAGAAUUUCUCAGGUCUGAAACCCAGCACUUUAAAGCAGCUUGGUCAGGCGGUCCCAACAACCACAGCCACACAGGAUUCUUCUGUCCCAGCAGACAGUGGUCAGUCUGUGUCUUCACUGACUGAUAAGAGAAUGAAUAUCUUGUCAGUUGUGCCUUUCAAACAGCACACAGUUUCCAGCUUUGACUUGGGACUUUCCACAGCACGAGGGAGAGGUCGGUGUAAGAACCCAUCUUGUGACUAUAUGUACAAGAACCGACACAAACCUGCCGUGUGUCCGAAAUGUGGAUAUGAACUGACCCAGAAGAAUGCUAAGGCAACAAAGUCUGAGACUUUGCUGGAUCCAUAUCAGGCUCUGAGUCCUGCUCAGAAGGACAUCCAGCGCCAAAACACUCUGCAGCUACUGCGCAGUUCUCUGCAGAUUCCAGAGAGCGACACUGAGCUUCAGGAAACGCUAACCCUCAUCCAGGAGCUCAACAGUCUGCAGAUUGUCUUGGUUCAACCGGGCAAUCAGGAGCAGGAAAACAACGUUGAGACCGAGACGCUUGUUGAGUCUGGGUGGCCUCGGUUUUAUGAAUCAGCAGCUACUCACUGUGGCCUGUGUAACUACCCGCUCUUCAAAGGAAGUCAGAGUACUGUUGCAGGACAGGAGGACUGCUGGCUUCUCACUGAGACACUGAUGCAGACAGCCUCCCUCCAGCUCAAAGUGUGUCUCAAUGUUCAGUGUCUGGCCCUGCACAGCUUCACUGACCUGCAUCCAGGUUUGUUCAACAUUGGGAACAGACUGCUGGUGAGUAUUGACCUGUUCCUGAAGAUCAGGGCCAGCAUCAAACAAGGCCACGCCCCCUCUCAGGCAGCCAGGAUUAUACUCGACCACGUCCCCAAUCAUCCUGUUCAUGCUCUUAGUCCAGACGAAUCCUCUCAAAUGCAAGAGCUCCUCCUGAGUGGCUACUGGGCCUUUGAGUGCCUCACAGUACGAGAUUACAACGAUAUGAUCUGCGGCAUUUGUGGUUUUGCUCCUAAGCUAGAGAUUGCAGAGCGACACGUGAACAACGUGCUGGAGCUCAAGAAUGUGGAGUUCACCUGGCCUGAGGUUUCAGUCUCAGAUGAGGUACAUGUGGAUGACUUCUGGCUGACCAUGGAGAGUGAGGCUAUUGAGCAAGCAGCUUUCCCCACAGACAUCCCCAUCACACGGGUGGAUGCUUCCAUCAUCGCUCCCUUCACCCCUCCGCUGAUGAGAAGUGCCACUGUUAUCAACACAGAGAAGGACAAGCUCCUGCCACAUGUACAGCUGCCUUCAGGAGAUCCUGCAGUUUUGGUGCGUCUCAUUCAUGACGGGCAGCUGAGACUCGACAGGAUUGAAAACCACAGUGAGGACGAGUUGAGAACAGUACUGGAUCGCUGCGGGGCGAAUAUCCCACCAGGCUCCACCAAGACGGAGAUGUUGGCCUCUCUGAUCUCCUUGUACACACUUGUUCAUAGUGGCCUCUCCACAGCCCCACAACCCCCUGCACAAGUCACUGCUGGCAAACUGUCCAAAGUCUGCCCUCACAAGGUGGUUUGUGCCUCUAAGUACUUGGUAAGAGGAGAGACGGCUCGAGACCACGUUGACCUGCUGCUGUCGUCGCGUUACUGGCCUCCGGUCUAUGUUUGCGACUGUGCCCAUCAGGUUGCGCUUUGUGCUGACAUGCAGUAUCCGGAACUAGCAAACCAGAUGUGGGGCAGGAACCAGGGCUGCUUCUCUGACCCCUUUGAAAAGCCAAAGUUUGUGUCCUGUGCUGAACUGCAAGACCAGCCGUACAGUGCCGACCUGUCCCUGGUAGCAGAGAACCAGAACAUCCACCCCAUCACCAAAUCUUCUUCUUGCUGGCUGGUUCAUCCUCCAGGAGCAGCCAAGGAGCCCCCUGCUCCGGAGCACCACUCCAUGUUCCUCUGCAGUGACCUGGAGCCCUACAUCAGCCUGGUGGCUGAUCUGGAGACGGAGAAGGAAGAAGAGGAAUGCAAAGAGGCAGAGCAGAAAGAACGGGGAGAUGCAUCCGAGAAAGCCUCCAUAGAAAAAUCAGAGGACUGUUCGUCAGUUAGCUGUGCAAGGAAACAACCUGUGGUCUUCAGCAACACAGCUUAUUACUACCUGUACAACCGUCUGGUAGAUUUCCUCACUAGCAGAGACAUUGUGAGCCAGCAGAUCAACCAGGUUGUGAAGGCCUGCCAACCUGGAGAGGUAGUGAUCAGGGAUGCUCUGUACCGGCUGGGAGUGGCACAGAUCAACACAGAGAAAGAGGACGAUGAAGGAAGUGGCAUGGAGGGGCAGACACAGGAAGACGGGGCUGAGACAUUUCAGGUUGUCAUUGCGUAAUAAGAAUGUUCAGGUGGAUGAAUCAACCAGCAGGCAGAGAGAAUGGACAGCACAUAAAAUGGCUGCAUGCAAAGAGAAGAGCAAAGAAAACAGAAGUGCCAAAACAAGAGAUGCAAGUGGAACAUUUUGGAAGUGAUACGGUGUUGGUGUUAAGCGUACAAGCGCUACAUUGAGGGUAAUUCUGUGCUGGAGAGUAUUUCAUGGUUAAAACUGAUGGCUAGUCUGUGCAGCAGCACAUUUAGUCAGCUAUACAUCGCUAACAGGUUUUACAGAUGCCAGGAAUAGGCUGAAUUUGGAUAAAGUGUGUUUGUAGUAGUAUAGAACUGUAGUAGGUAUGGAAAAGAAGAACAGAGUGAUCCGUUACAUUUACUGUGAAGGUACUAAAUUAGGAUUUUCAUUUCAGGAAGCAAGUUACAGUAUGAGGCCAUUUUUUACCCAUCUCUAACUCAUAUGGAAGGUGAGAAUAGAGCAAGUCACGAUGAUGGAGACUGAAUGUCAGAGUUCUCAUUCUGAAAUGACUAAAAGAAUGUAUUCUAUGUAUUUUUUAACCAUUAUGAUACCAGUAGAUUAAAAAAAGUCAAAAGUGUACACAAGUCAGCCACUACAUUAAAAAAAAAACAGAUUAAGUAAAUGAAACUGAUUAUUUUCUUGUGAUGCAAUGUUCUGCUGGGAAAUUGUGGGUCCUGGGAUUCUUGUGGAUGUUACAAUACUGUUUCACACCAACAAAACACACCAGCCUCCAUGACAGCAGUGAUCUCCCCCAGCAGAACAAUGCACCUACCACAUUUCAAAAACUGCCCAGGAACAUAGCCAAGGUGUUGACCUCGGCUCUUCAUUCCCCAGAUUGCGACUGAUACAGAUCCACAGAGGCCCUACCCUGCAACCCAAAAGAUCCAGUGGAUAGUAGGUGUAGGUAAAAUUGCUAUAAGCUUGACACCUCAUUUACUUUAAUGUGAGUGAAUGAAUGUAAGCAGGGUUUUAUUAACUCAGCUACUUCAGACCUAAAUGUAAAUAUUUAACCGUGAGUGGUAUGGCAUAUUUAUUACACUUCUGUGUUCAGACAUUUCUGCUUUGUUUUAAAAUUCUUACCUCUGAACUACCACUUGCUGCCUUUGUAGAAUGCUUUUAGAAUGUGGUGAUGGACCUUUUUGCUGUUGGUCUUUCUUUGAUUUGCGAUGCAUUAUUAUCACAUUCAAGCAUAGUGAACCAGUCAGCGUUUGAGAAGCAUCUGAAGUACUUUAGUAAAUCUACCUGCAUGAAAUACUUCAGAGAGAUUUCUCUCUUGUUUUUGCUGAUGUUGUUAGCAAAGAUCUUAAGUUCUGUGUGACAACUGAAAUGUGUGGUUGACUAACAAAGGCUUUAUGAAGGUUGGAGACUGUUGUAGCACUUGUAAUGGAAUGGUGGGCUAAGGGCUAGGCUAUGUAAAGGCUCUGCUCUGGGAGCUGCAUGAAAAUUAAUGAACACAAGACUCAGAAUUAGAUUACCGGUAAUGUAUUAAAAAAUAAUCAAUAAAAAAUACUUGAAUACGUCAAGUCAAAACAAUGACCAAAAUAUUAGAACAAAAUAACAGAAAAUCGGAGUGAGAAUAAAUCAAACAUUCACCUGUAAUUCAGUAGCUUCACUUUUAACAAUCCAAAGCGACAGUGCUAUGUUCAGUUUGACAGUUCAAUGACAAUAAAUUCAGGUGAGCGUGGUUCCACUGUUGCCAGUGGUGUUAAUCAAAAUAAUUCAUUCAUAAGACACGUCCAAAAACCAGACAAAACAAAUCCAAACAGGGUGAAUCAAUCUAUCUAAACAAGUAAGCAAGUCCUACCACACCAGUGGGGAAGGGAUGAAGCUGUGAGGCUUGAGGCCUGCCAACGGUGGGGUGGGUGAAGGGGUGAAUCUAGCCAACUGUUUCCAGUUCGUUCCACAGUAGCUCACCAUCAAAUCAAGUCCUCCAUAGAAGCCUAACCUGUUCAGCAGACAGGCUUCAUUAUCGUCAAUCAUCAUCAUAUUUUCCAUUAGUUGUUGCUCACCAACGUUCAGCACAGUAUGGGUUCAGGUGGGUGGCAUCCAGAAAUCCAAAAGCAUGGUUCCAGUAGUGAAGACCUGGUAGUAUUGGCAUGAGCAUUAGCAUGAUACUAAACAGCUUUUAACAUGCUUAACAAGAGUUUUAACUCACUUCUUCCUUGAUGGUGUGAUUUCAAGGUUUCCAGAGAUGAGUGGUGUGGGGUGAUCCUGUUGUUCAAGUUACUGCUGUGUGUGACUGAAUGAAGCUGAUGUGCUUCAAACAAAGGAAUGGGGGGGAUUCCAGGUGGGAGAGAGACUGCUGGUGAUUGGUUCAGGUGUUGUGACUGAUAGUGAGGAGGUCCAGUAAUAUGGAAGUGACUGACUGUGACUGAUUGUGACUGGCAGGUGUCUUGUUCAUGUUGGAAUGUUGAUGGCCAACGAUGAACUAUUACAGAGUGACGACAGACUAUUGCAGAGUGAGUGCUACACUGCACUUAUCAGCUCUGUUGAUCAAGAGACACCAUAACAGCGAUGUACAUUGUGUUGAAAUAGUAAUAGAUGGACCAAGUGUGCCCUGUAAUUUAAACUGCUAUUGUAACAAAUAAAUAUAAAGAAAUGGAAAACUUUA